AAUCUCUUUCAGAACUCCGUCUGAAAACAACGACAAGGCUUUAUCAAGAGAAAAAGUGUUCAGCUUGGCUUGUUUUUUAUGAGAUAAAGGCUCACCUGCCUUUGGUCUAUACUUUGUUACUUUUGGUGCGUUGCUGUUUGUACAAAGCUGGCAACGAGGCUGUAAGGGAUGUAGGGGCCGUUUAAGCCGCCGGGUGUUGUUGGGUUACGAUGGAGGGACCUGCCACAAGAGACUUUGAGUUAUCUCUGUCAGACGGCGCCUCGGACGACGACGACAUGCCCUUGACGCUGCCAACAGACAGCAGCCACAGCGGGAGCAUCCGCAAGGGCUGUGAUCCCUUCGCUCAGACUCAGCGCAGUAAACUGCAGCAUCGACGAGCUCGCAUCAACCAGCAGAUCAACAAGGAGAUGCGCAUGAGAGCAGGAGCGGAGAAUCUUUUUAGGGCAACAACCAACAACAAGGUGAAGGAGACGGUGGCUCUGGAGCUCAGUUUUGUCAACUCCAACCUGCAGCUGCUCAAAGAAGAGCUGGAAGAGCUGAACAGCAACAUGGAGGUCUACCAGACAGACAGUGAUGCCAUCAGUGUUCCCAUGAUCCCCCUUGGCCUUAAAGAAACCAAAGAAGUGGACUUUACUGUUCCCAUCCAGGAUUUCAUCUGUGAGCACUACAGAGAGGACAGCAGUCUGUAUGACAAGGAGAUCAAAGAGAUGAUUGAACUCAGACAGGCGAUGCGCACACCCAGUCGAAACCAGGCUGGACUAGAACUGCUGAUGGAGUACUACAAUCAGCUGUACUAUGUGGACCAACGCUUCUUCUCCUCACACAGGAACCUGGGCGUUCACUUUCACUGGUAUGACUCUCUGACGGGGGUCCCGUCGUCCCAGCGUGCGCUGGCUUUUGAGAAGGGAAGCGUGCUGUUCAACAUCGGAGCCCUGCACACGCAGAUCGGAGCGCGGCAGGAUCGCUCCGCUACAACCAGCAUCGACAAGGCCGUCGAUGCCUUUCAGCGAGCUGCAGGUGCAUUUAAUUACCUUAAGGAGAACUUCUCAAAUGCUCCAAGUCUGGACAUGAGCGCUCUGUCUCUCAGCAUGCUGGUUCGCCUAAUGGUUGCCCAGGUGCAGGAGUGUGUGUUUGAACGCAUCACAAUCACCUCGCGGGACACUAAGUUUACCUCCCAACUCCAGCUGGCACAAGAAGCUGCACAGGUGUCGGAUGUUUACUCGCUGGUGCACCAGACGAUGACACAACCCCUGAUGAAGGACUAUGUGCCAUUUUCAUGGGCUUCCAUGGUUCAGGUCAAAUCUGAACACUUCCGUGCUCUUUCACACUAUUAUGCUGCUGCUGCGCUCUGCGACCACACAGUAUCUUCUGACGGAGAGGAGUGUGAUGAGGAGUCAGACAAGGCCUUCCUCAAGUUUUAUGUCAACAUUGCUUCAGGGCAAACUCUCAGCCAGAUCCUACAGGAUCCUGAAAAAAGGCGAAAGCUCGGUAAAGCCCACCUUCGGCGUGCGGUUAUGAGGCACGAGGAGGCCAUGCGUGUCCACAGUCUGUGUAAGAUCCUGAGGAAGAUGGACAUCCUGCAGGACGUUCUAUGUCAAACACACAAACGUUCCUUGGAGAAGUACUUGGAGCUGGACCGCGAAGAUGACUUUGAUGAAAUAGCAGAAGCCCCAGAGAUACAAGCUUAUACUCAGCAGAAACCAGACAUCACUCCACCAAGCUUCACUACAGUCCAGGUUUCUGACAUCUUUCAAAGACUGGGUCCCUUGUCAGUGUUCUGUGCAAGGGCCCGCUGGGGGCCCCCAAGGGUAAUCUCCCUGCAGAAAAGAGAAGGUGGGAUGGGUCUCACACUUCGAGGGGACUCCCCUGUCUUGGUUGCUGGAGUCGUACCUGGAGGCUGUGCAGAGGAGGCAGGACUAAGAGAGGGAGACUACAUUGUAGCAGUGGAUGGACAAGACUGUAAGUGGGCCAAACAUGGGGAGGUGGUCCUCAUGCUGACAAGCAGCAGUGACAGAGAAGUAGAGAUCAGUGUGGUGACGUUACACUCACAUGACACACAGGUGGAGAGAAAGGCGGCCAUGUUGUCCCACAGCAGAGACAAAGAAAACAGUCGCCAAAGGCUGCUGGGCGGGGCCAAGGGACAGAGCUCCGCCUCCUUGUUGAACUGGAACAGGAAGAAAAAGAGGGAAGGCAGCGGUGUCGCCAAGAAACUGGGAAGCACUUUUAGUUUGUCUUUUGGAAAUAUCCGUGACACGGAGGCCAUGUACUGAGACGGGACUGUGGAGGAAUCACUCAGGGACCCACAACAGCAGAGAAGGUACGGUGUGCAGCAACAGUUGGUGCCGAGCAAAGGAGCUCAAGCAUAGAAAGGCAAGUCUCUCUGGAGAACUGGACAAUUUUUUAAGUCAAAAUGUGAGUUUGUUAGGCAAAACCUGCCUAUAAAGAAGCUGUGACAUAAUCAUGGAAUGAAAAAGUCUACUUUAAAACAUCGUGGCUUUGUUUUUACCUUGCAUACUUUUUAAAAAAUUUGUUUGUAUCAGCAGAUAAAAUGCAUAUUUUCUCUGCUGUGAAUUUACUGUUUCUACAAAAUGACACUUAUGGAAAUCAUAAGAGAAUAACGAGACCAGACGGCAGCAACAGCACUAAAGGGAGUUUCAGUAUUAUUGAAAAAACAGGUUAUUUUCUCUACCUAAGAAAGCCUCAGUGGUUGCAUCCUUAAGUUUUCAGUACAUACUGUACCAAGGUACGCUGCGAGGGUUGAAAAAUGUGUUGUUAGUUGAAAAGGUUUUUGUUCUUGAUUUUAGGAUAGCUAAAAUCACCCUCACUUAAAAAAAUUUAAAUCAAAAGACAAAUCAAUCACAAAUUUCUUACUUAAAAAAGUUGAAUGAUGUUGUUUUCAUUUUAUUUUCAAUCUUUGUCUUUAUCAGCAUCAGCCUCUUGUAUGCAGGUCUUGGAAUAAGACACAUCAAACGAGGGAAUAUAUUGUACUGUAUAUACAAACCCGUUUGAUUUUAUUUUUUUUACUGCAAAAGAAAAUCCAGAUCCAGAAAAGAUGAAUCUAUGACAUUGCUGAAGAAGCCUGCAGGGAUUGUGAUUAAGAAUCAGAAACAGUAUAAAUAUUUAAUGUUGUAUUAUAAGCCAAUGGUGCUGACUGUGUUUUAAUGAAUUAAAAUAUUACGAGAAGAUUUAAAUUCAUUUUUAUAACGCAGCUGUUAAUCUGCUCAUUUAGCAGAGACAGAAAAAAUAGUUGCUGAGGAAGGCAAAUAUUGAGGAAAAAACAUAAAAGAGUAAUAUUUGAAGAGAGGAGUUAUCAAUUUAAAGCUUCUAAUCAGAUCAAUUUCCAGUUCACACUACCGGGGGCGCCCUUUCACAUUAACCGGACAAAAAAAAGCAAUAACAAAAUGUUGCUCUGACUGCAAAUGACUCAAGUUUUCUACAUCAUUUUUGACAAGGGUAUUCAGUAAGCCACCCUGAGAGGAGAACCUCACUGAGCACUUAAAAAAAACACUAAUGCAUUGUUCUAAAAUCCUAAAUGGAGCAUUAGUUACUGAUUGUGCUUCAUGCUACUAUAUCUGGUAAACAUUGCAGUAGAUAUAUAAGACUUAGUUAUGUCUCGAGUUCCUACACAUUUUGUAAAAGUAUUAAAUUUGCUUUAUUUUACCAUUACUUUCCACAUAUAGGCAUGGAAAACAGAAAAUGAAGUAUGGAAAGACAUAUUUUGAGACUGUUUUUCUCUUUCUACUUGAGUUAAAGAUGAACAUUUUUUAAAAUCUUUUGGUAAAUAAUUACUCGAAGAACUAGAUUUCUUCCUUUAUUGCAAACUUUGUGCACCAGGCCAAAUUAUAAUGGGAAACAAUUUAAGAGCAAAUCAUAUGUAUAAAACGUAAUUUAAGGGUUGACCCUGCUCUAAGGCAUAAUGUAGCUUUUUCAUUUGCUUUUACAAUAGGAAGAAAUUGGCAGGAACUGUGGCUUUAAACGUUUUGAUGAAAAGUCAGUCACUAUGUACCCUUGAAACCGUGAAAAUGCCCCAACAGUCAACUGGACAAGAAGGGAAAUUUAUGAAUGAACUCUGGAUUCAUACAGAGUUCAUAUCAUAUGAUAUGAACUCUGUAGUGGUACUACUCAGGUUACUCUGAGAAUAUUCUGUUACCAUGGCGAUGAGAAACAUCUCUUAGUUUGGAUGACUAUGGCGUGACGCUCAACUCUCCUUGUAAUAAUUGUUUAGUUAAUUUCUCUUUAGAUUGUAAGCACUUGAAUUUUCAUUUGUUUUGUAUUUUUUGUAGUUUAGACAUCUUUAAUGCACUGUGAGAAUUUUUUUGUUUUUUUUGUAGCUUUAUUGUUACAAUAAACUCACACUGAGGCUGUGAUUUGUCUGGUGAAGUAUUUCAUGUGGUGCGACUAUUCCAAUGUCAACAGUGGGUUUUUUGUAUGUAUAUGUGAGUUGAGUCACUGUUUGUUUCUUUAGUUGAGGAUGUUAAUGGAAAAAUAACUUUCAUUGUUUUUUUUUAAUUUUAACAACUAAAACAGCCUCAUAGUAUGGCUUGUUUCAGGUAAAUUUCUCCCGUCAAAAUAUGUCGUUUCACUUGAGUUGUUUUGCGGAGCGAUAGACUUCCGUAUGCACAGAUGAAGCACACAAAUGUUUUGGAUGUUUUCUUCAGUUUGGGUUUCAUAAAAAUCUAAAAUUCACCCCAAAAGUACAAUUUGUAACAGUUUCAAAAUGAAAGCCUGUUUUGCUUUAUGAUAAAUUCAAUAUCUUAUUGUCAACAACUUUGAAGACAGUUUUUCAGUCUUUUUGGUUUUAGACACUUCAAUGUUCUGUUUCUAAAUCUGGUAUUGUCGUUUUGUAUGAAAAAAGUCAGCCAUCAUAAAUUGAAUUCAUGUUUGUAUGUCUGACAAUCCCUAACAGUUAGGGGUGUGCACUGUCUUUGAUGUAUAGAAUGCCAUCAAAUUGAUAAAUAAACACAUAGUUCACUUAUGAGAAAACUGAA
Xiphophorus couchianus (Monterrey platyfish) is the source of this 4988-nucleotide messenger RNA. RefSeq names its product rhophilin, Rho GTPase binding protein 1 (gene rhpn1). Gene Ontology annotation, biological process: signal transduction; negative regulation of stress fiber assembly. Gene Ontology annotation, molecular function: protein binding. The coding region runs from base 210 to 2270 and encodes 686 amino acids. The record is from RefSeq and is a predicted model, not a curated record. NCBI's taxonomy places the organism in Eukaryota, Metazoa, Chordata, Actinopteri, Cyprinodontiformes, Poeciliidae. The transcript has 16 exons.